Cryptomeria japonica (Japanese cedar) is the source of this 1686-nucleotide messenger RNA. Its product is annotated as amino acid permease 3. The transcript has 8 exons. NCBI's taxonomy places the organism in Eukaryota, Viridiplantae, Streptophyta, Pinopsida, Cupressales, Cupressaceae. The record is from RefSeq and is a predicted model, not a curated record. Bases 94 to 1524 code for a protein of 476 amino acids. Gene Ontology annotation, cellular component: plasma membrane.
CUGAUUCAUAUUAAAAAAUAAUAAUUAGCAAUUUUGAGUGCUGAAAAAAUAAAUAAUUAACACACUACACUACUGAGGAAAAUCAAGAAGGAAAUGGCAGAAGUAGAGGCGUCUCUGAUUUGGAAUAACGAAAUUAACAGAUAUCAUCUUUCAAAUGAAAUAACAAACCCUCGUACAGGUACAUUAUGGACUGCAACUGCCCAUAUAAUCACAGCAGUGAUAGGAGCAGGAGUUUUAUCCUUGGCCUGGAGUGUUGCACAGUUGGGAUGGAUUGCAGGGCCUGCCAUCAUGCUUGUUUUUGCUCUCAUAACAUACUAUUCAUCUUCUUUGCUAGCAGAUUGUUACAAGUUUCCUGACCCUGUCUUUGGACCCAACAGGAACUACACCUACAGGGAUGCCGUGAAAGAGAAUUUGGGUGACAGGCAAGCAUGGCUGUGUGGACUGGUACAAUAUGUGUCCCUGUAUGGAGUAGGGAUUGCUUAUACAAUCACUGCCUCAAUCAGCAUGAGAGCAAUCAGGCAAUCCAAUUGCUAUCACAAGAAUGGACAUGACUAUCCAUGCCACUUUUCAGAAACCACCUUCAUGAUCAUUUUUGGAAUGACACAACUUAUCUUAUCUCAAAUACCAAACUUUCAUAAAGUUUGGGGUCUUUCAAUAGUUGCAUCGAUAAUGUCCAUCUCCUACGCAACAAUAGGACUGGGUCUUGGCAUUGCAAAAGUAGCUGAAAAUGGAGAGCUUUAUGGAAGUAUAGCUGGAAUCAGCUCGAGCACAACAAUAUCCACAUCACAGAAAGCUUGGCUGGUCCUCCAAGCUAUUGGCGACAUAGCAUUUGCUUAUCCAUACUCUAUUAUUGUCAUAGAAAUUGAGGAUACUUUGAAAUCAGAACCUCCAGAAAACAAAACUAUGAAGAAAGCUUCCAUGAUUUCUGUAACAACGACAACUUUCUUCUAUUUGCUUUGUGGUUGCUUUGGGUAUGCAGCAUUUGGAGAGAAUGCACCUGGAAACCUCCUAACAGGUUUUGGUUUUUAUGAGCCUUACUGGCUGAUUGACUUUGCCAAUGCAUGCAUUGUAGUUCAUAUGGUGGGAGCCUACCAGGUAUACUGCCAACCCCUGUUUGCUUUCAUUGAAGACUGGUUUCUGAACAAGUGGCCAAAUAAUAGAACUGUCAGUAAUGAAUAUGGUGUGGCCAUUCCCCUGCUUGGAUUGUAUUAUGUUAACCUAUUCAGGCUAUUUUGGAGAACUGCAUUUGUGGUCUCAACUACCGUUAUUGCCAUUUUGAUUCCAUCUUUCAAUGAUGUUCUUGGACUUCUGGGUGCUAUUAACUUUUGGCCAUUGGCAGUACACUUCCCAGUGGCAAUGUAUAUGGUGAAGAAUAAAGUCCAACAAUGGACAAUUACCUGGUUUCUUUUGCAAGCCUUAAGUUUCAUUUGCCUCCUCGUCUCAGUGGCAACUGCUAUGGGAUCAAUUGAAGGCCUUGUUGAAGAGGUCUUGCCAGGUUACAAGAUGAGGAUUGAAGAUGGAUAGUUGGGAGAACAAGGAGCAAUUCAUCAACAAGAUUUUGGUUCAUCCUGCAAAUCCAAGUUCCCUCUUUCCACACUUGUAUGUUUUCCUUUUAGAAAUGAGAUUUUUUAUUAGCAUGCAUGUUGUUUUUCUUUGAAAAAUUAGGGAGUUUAAAGGAGAAAUAUU